CUCUGGAGUAUCAGUAUGCAAAGGUGAAUUCUUCAGAACUUAUACGAAAAUGGAUGGUUCUUGUUAAAGAGAGUCCUCACUACACCACCGCUCGUGGGCCCGCUGGCACUGCUUUUUCAAGAUAAAAAAAUGUCGUCGUCGAAUAAUCGCAUUAACGAUCAAACCCUGGCUUCUCCUGCUGUGCCUGCUUCUCCUUCAGCCGUAGGACGACAGGGAGAAGCGUGUGGCGUGGCACCAGACUUACGGUGACACUGAAGAUUGAGACCGCACCACGAAAAGGUGAAUUCCGACCUGUUCUUGCAUGAUUAACUCUUUUCAGGGCAUAAAAAGUAAAUACUAGGUCUAAGGAGCAAGACCAAGAGAAACUACAAGGGUCGACAUUCCCUUUGCUAAGCGUUCAACAUCUCAAUCAGAAGAAGUGCCAGUGGCAGUAUUCAUGAUAAGAAAAGGCGCAGGGAGGAGAAGAUGAUUCAUCUUAUGCUCUCCUAUUAAGACAACCAAGGGACCAUCCUCAGCAUCAUCAUCCUUGGCGAUCUUUCUCAAAGGAAGAACGUUACCAAGGAGGAGUCUCUCUCUGAUCCUUUUUCUGAUCCUGGCUCUCUUUCUCCGCCAAGGAGAAUGCUACCAAGGAUGCGACUGCGGAGCUAGCUCUAAUUUUGUGUAAAUUGAAAGCGAAGCAGAGCCUCGCGAACGAUCUGCGGGUAGACCGAGUCGAGUUUCUGGCCUCAAACUUUCGUGCGAAGCUGAGUACAAAGAUUAGAGAAGCUACAACUUCUAACAGGAACCACACCUCGUCCUCGUCUAGUGCCUCUACGACUUCUUGUAUCUUCCCUACGAAUUUGUCCGCACUAGGCCAGGUACAACAAGGGACAAGAGCAUCUGGAGGCUCAGUCUCUACAACGUCAGCAGCUUCAACAUCAUCCUCGACUGCACUACAUCAAGGUGCUUCACUUUCAUCACCCGCGUCGACGGGAGGAAACAAGAACCACCAGAUAUUGAUAGAUAGGGACCACAACCAGUCAGGGGCGGCAAAGAACCUCUUACUUCCCGCAUAUGACAUCCAGAGACAAAACGUGAACCACAUCAAGCUCCCAAGCCUAGACUUCAGAGAUGUGUCAAGCCUGGACUUCAAGGAUGGAGACGCGCUUCUAUUGAGUGCAGCCAGAGCGACUCUGGCACGUGUUGGGAAAGAAAGAGGAAAAGAUGAAGAACGAAGAAAAGAUGAAGAGCAAGGCUUUUCUUCAUCCUCAAAUUUAUUGUUAAGGCUCAAAACAAUUCAUUUCUGCAAGCCAUUUCUUGCAGUUUCGUUCUUGGGAUUGUUCUGAAGAAAUGCAGGCAAGAAAUUCAAUGUUUUGAGCUCUAAUAUUGAGAGAGAAAAAAAGUAAGAAGAAGCGAACGCGGGGAACAAGAAGCGAAUCCGAUACAUCUGUUACUGUUGUAUCAAGUUCAGCAAAGGCUUCUUCAUCUGGCAGUUCAGCUUUUGGAGCUGUAACUAAGAGUGCAGAAGAUCUUCAUCCUGAUCCCCCAAAAAUAGAAACAGCAAGCUCAACAAGAGCAUCAUCUUCAACCGCUUCUACUAUUGCAGAUGCAGCUUGUGAUCCCAUAAUAGGAAAUAAAUCCGGCCCACCAGGUCAUGGAGGUGGACCUAUGUUUACUACCACAUCAUCAUUAUCUUCAAGAAUAUUCACAUCGACUGCAACAUCUUCUACUACAACAUCUACAGUCCUCGCGAAUCCAGAUGGAAUGACAUCCGAACAAGUACCUUCUUUCGGUCGUCAGUCCAGUUUUCCCCGACCAGCCUUGACCGAAGAAGAGCAGAGGGCUGCCUUACUUAAGGGUUUCCGAAUUACAUCCCGCACUAGUCCCGUCCUUGGCGGGCUCUUUUCGUGGUAGUGGUUACUAUUAGAAAAGAAGCGAGGAAAACGAAAAGAAAAGUAGUCUGGGGAAUGUAAUGCCGUAGCCAGCUCUAACUUAUACAAGCGAGAACUGGCGAAAAAGCGUAUGGAAUCACAUCAAAAACGUAUAGAGGGCUUGAGAAGUCGCGUUUCAAGUCUCGCAGCCGAAGCAGAAGUGAAAAAAUCAUGCGCUUCACAACACCAUCCAACGACAGCAUUACUGGGAUCGAGCAUGCUGGUGCCGUGGUUAAGAAUGCGAAUGGGGACUUAGAUACUCUUUUUCUAUAAGUACAAGUAGAAGUACCAGUACGUUAGUACUACAACUCAAACCUUAGUAAGUAAGUAUCAUUAAGUAGUACAACAGCUACAAGUACAACUGCAACUCAACCCCUCCGCUUAAGGGUGUUUUUCCCUUGUCUAGACGACAAUACUCGUAAGUAGAACUCAAGUGACUUGAGUCGAGUUCUCACCCUCGGACUUGAUUUGAAUACUCAGACUCAAAAACUUAAACUGCUGUUUACUCAUGGCGUGUUCCCUGUAGUUGGUAAAUCAAAAUAAUCCAAGAAGUUCAACAUUUUCUUUUAUUUCCACUCCGCAUGUUGUUGUCCUUGAAGAUCAUGGUCCUCGUCCUACCUGACCUCUCUCCAAUCCGUGUCCUUGAUUGAUCACCUCCAAGCACCUGACCUCUCUCCAAUGUCCGAGUCUGAGAUUCGUAGAGAGCUGGAGGCCGUUAAAUCCGCAAGCAAGGACGUCCGACAGACCUUCUUUCGGAAGAUGAUGCUGAAGUUAAGGCUUGUUUUUCACUAUCCCACGUCGACUAUGGACUCCGACACUUCUCUACUACGUCCUGCCCCCUAACAAGGUAGGUUUGCUGAGUAUGUAUUUAAAGAAGUGCUUCUUCUUGCUUGAAAGGGGAAACCAUAUUAACUAGAAGUGGAAAUAGAGGGCAACUCACUCAAGAACAACGGAUAGUGAAAAACUAGCGUUAAGGAAAUACCAUCCAGACAAGCAACAGCAGCAAGAGGAUGAUGCUAGGGGCUUAGGGGGUAGGGAUUCGAAGAAAAUGUUUCAAUACCUGAUGGAACAGCAGAAGUGGUUUCUAGGGUAAGAGUGGUUUCAAAAAAAAAGAAAUUAUCAGUGCAUUUUUUUGAUGUUAAUGCUUCCGGUCCCGGUCCGCAUAAGGAAGCGAGAAUGUCUUGCAGCUGUAAUCAGUUACACCAGCUGGCUACUCCUAUAGAAUUGCAACGGCCAAAAGAAAAAGGUAUGAAAGACAAGGAUGUUUUCAACCUCACACUCAGAGAGGACGAGCUAAAGCUCUUUUUCUACCACGUGCUGGCCAGGAGACAUAACAU
Molecule: messenger RNA, 3247 nt
Organism: Amoebophrya sp. A25
Lineage: Eukaryota; Dinophyceae; Syndiniales; Amoebophryaceae
Source: the annotation of a GenBank genome assembly